AUGCAUCUCCUCUUCCAAUGUCAAUUUGCUGCGGAAACGUGGACCUUCGCUCCUUGGACAGCCUCGUUUGAUUCAUCUACGAGCCCCUCCUUCAAAGAGAAUCUCUCCACUUCGGCGUUGCGAGUCAACCUUCCUCCGGUGGGGAUCACCACAAACCUCUUCCCAUGGAUUGUCUGGUGUCUUUGGAUCUCCAGGAAUCAGCUUUUCUUCGAACAGAAACCCUCAUCGCCCCAAGAAGUUAUGAUUAAGGCUAUCAAAGCCUGUAAGGAAUGGGAGUGUGUCCAACCUUCUCUCCAUAAGGCGCCACAACUGAAGCUCAUCCACCCCCCUCCACCGCGAGCUCCGGCAAACUCCAUCGUCUGUUACACAGACGCUGCUUGGAAAUCGAACCGACAAACAGCGGGUCUUGCAUGGAUCUUCACCGAUCAUAAUGGGACCGAACUCUCCAGAGGAUCUUGCCUUUGCGAAUAUGUAGCAUCUCCUCUCCUCGCAGAAGCCCUAGCUAUCCGGUGCGCUCUCCUCCAAGCUUCUCAUCAUCAACACAACCAAAUCUGGCUCCGAUCAGAUUCUCAAGGGCUCGUUACAGCCAUCAAUUCGAAUCGACGACCGAUGGAACUUUUCGGGAUCCUAGCGGAUGUCGACUCGAUCGUCGCAUCUUCUUUCUCUUUUGUUUCCUUUACUUUCAUCUCCCGUCGUUUCAAUGGGCCAGCCGACUGUUUAGCUAAAGCCUGCUUAUCUGUAAACUCUAUUAUGGGUCAUUAG
Raphanus sativus (radish) is the source of this 762-nucleotide messenger RNA. RefSeq lists its product as uncharacterized. Bases 1 to 762 code for a protein of 253 amino acids. Gene Ontology annotation, molecular function: RNA-DNA hybrid ribonuclease activity; nucleic acid binding. The transcript has a single exon. NCBI's taxonomy places the organism in Eukaryota, Viridiplantae, Streptophyta, Magnoliopsida, Brassicales, Brassicaceae. The record is from RefSeq and is a predicted model, not a curated record.